Molecule: messenger RNA, 1308 nt
Organism: Trypanosoma rangeli
Lineage: Eukaryota; Euglenozoa; Kinetoplastea; Trypanosomatida; Trypanosomatidae
Product: putative isocitrate dehydrogenase, mitochondrial precursor
Exons: 1
Coding region: 1-1308 (435 amino acids)
Biological process (GO): isocitrate metabolic process
Cellular component (GO): mitochondrion
Molecular function (GO): NAD binding; magnesium ion binding; isocitrate dehydrogenase (NADP+) activity
Source: RefSeq, a predicted model, not a curated record
AUGCUGCGCCGUGUGACCUGCAGUGCGUCAUUUGCAUUUGCCGCGGCGGCAGCGUGUCACAUGAGCACGACGUGCCCACGCUUGGAACGCAUCAAGGUCGCAGGCAAGGUUGUCGACAUGGACGGAGAUGAAAUGACCCGCAUCAUAUGGUCUCUCAUCAAGGAGAAACUCAUUCUCCCCUACGUGGACGUCCCGAUUGAGUACUACGACCUCGGCGUCACCAAUCGCGAUGCCACUAACGACAAGGUCACGGUUCAGGCAGCGGAGGCCGUUUUGCGCCACAACGUUGGCAUUAAGUGUGCCACCAUAACCCCGGAUGAGGCGCGGGUAAAGGAGUUUAACCUGAAGAAGAUGUGGAAGAGCCCGAAUGGGACAAUUCGUAAUAUUCUUGGUGGCACAGUUUUUCGCGAACCCAUUUUAAUCAAAAAUAUUCCUCGUAUUUUGCCAAAUUGGUGCGAGCCGAUUAUCGUGGGCCGCCACGCCUUUGGCGAUCAGUACAGGGCGACGGAUGCCGUCUUUCCGCCGGGCCGCCUGGAACUUGUGCACACACCGCCUGGCGGCAACCCGACGGUGCGUGAAGUCUUUAACUUCAAAGGCGAGGGUGUUGGGCUUGCCAUGUACAACACCCGCGAGAGCGUAGAGAAGUUUGCAGAGAGCUGCUUUGAGUUUGCCCUGAUGCGCAAGUACCCUCUCGUGCUAUCGACAAAGAACACCAUUCUGAAGAAGUACGACGGCAUGUUUAUUGAAACCUUCCAGCGCCUCUACGACACGCGGUACAAGGAGCAGUUUGAGCAGCUGAAGCUGACGUUCUCUCAUCGCCUGAUCGACGACCAGGUGGCGCAGAUGAUAAAGGGGCACGGAGGCUUCGUGUGGGCGUGCAAGAACUACGAUGGCGAUGUACAGAGCGACUUGGUGGCGCAGGGCUUUGGCUCACUGGGGCUCAUGACGUCUGUGCUGCUCUGCCCUGACGGCAAGACAAUUGAGGCAGAGGCCGCUCACGGCACCGUCACCCGCCACUACCGCGAGUACCAGAAGGGUAAAGAGACGAGCACCAACUCCAUUGCCUCCAUCUUUGCAUGGACACGCGGCCUCGCCCACCGCGGCAAGCUGGACGGCAACGCGGCCCUUGUCGACUUUGCCGCCACCCUCGAACUUGCGGUCAUUCGCACCGUUGAGGCUGGGCACAUGACGAAGGACCUCGCGCUCUGCAUUCACGGGCAGGAGAAGCUGCAGCGGUCCCACUAUGAGACGACAGAGGGAUUCCUCGAGAGCGUCGCUGCGGAGCUCGCCCGUGCAUGUAAGGUCUGA